GGCCAGGUUGGCACAACGUCCCAUUAAAGUCUGUAUUUACCUGCCCACACAAGGAGCCUAACUUCUAGGCUCGCACACAGGCAGGUGGGAAAUUCGGUGGUACGCUCUGUCCAAGCUAGGCGGGAGGACCUUUAAAAAAGUUCUCUGCCUAAAUCUCUUGAGAGGUUCCAGGCGUGGAAACGCUAGGGUGUUGCCAUAAGAAAUCAAACGCUUUCACGAGUGUUAUGGGAGGCUUCACGGGCAGUUGGUCCUUUACAACAAGGGGCUAUUGAGUGCAAUAUACAGACCGUGGGCCCUGUGCCCAUGGAACCCGAUACCGAUUAUUUUAGUGGGACAUCUUCUUUUUUUUUUAGUUUAGGCUGGUUAUGUUGUUUGGUGGAUUGAAGUUGGUGAUGUUUUUCUGAAUUGGAAAAACAAUUGACAAUAUUACCGUCAACUAUUCAAAUCCACACCAUAAUGAAACUACCUAGUAUAAGAAGGAUCUUUGCAUCUUUUAGAACUGAAGAAGAGGAGAAGAUCUACUCCAGGAAAGCAUUCUUUAAUCUAUUAGGUUUCCUUGGUUCAUGUGUACUAUUCUCCUUUGUUGCACAGAAAUUGGCUAAACAACCAAGAGAGUUAGUGAGAGCUGCUAAGGCAGUGGCAUUGACUAAUGCGAUCAAGAGUUGA
Molecule: messenger RNA, 666 nt
Organism: Hansenula anomala
Lineage: Eukaryota; Fungi; Ascomycota; Saccharomycetes; Phaffomycetales; Wickerhamomycetaceae
Gene: MCO6
Product: Mco6p
Exons: 2
Coding region: 457-666 (69 amino acids)
Biological process (GO): outer mitochondrial membrane organization
Source: RefSeq, a predicted model, not a curated record